Cercocebus atys (sooty mangabey) is the source of this 6892-nucleotide messenger RNA. It is a transcript of the gene SHISAL1, whose product is annotated as KIAA1644 ortholog. The record is from RefSeq and is a predicted model, not a curated record. The coding region runs from base 195 to 794 and encodes 199 amino acids. NCBI's taxonomy places the organism in Eukaryota, Metazoa, Chordata, Mammalia, Primates, Cercopithecidae. The transcript has 5 exons.
CCGGAGUCCCCGCGUCCCCGCAGCCCCCAGAAACCGGACAACUGUUGCGGCGGCGGCGGGGGCAUCGCGGGGGCGUGGGCAGCCCCCGCACCCCAGCAGGCGGCUCCCGCGGGCGCCGGCUCCCGGCUACGGAGCGAGGAACGAGCGGGCGGCGGGCACGAGGCAGCUCUGGACGGAUCAAUGCAAGCCAAACGAUGACCAGUUGUGGCCAGCAGUCCUUGAACGUGCUCGCCGUCCUCUUCUCGUUGCUGUUUUCUGCAGUCUUGUCUGCACAUUUCCGGGUCUGUGAACCCUACACAGACCACAAAGGCCGCUACCACUUCGGCUUCCACUGCCCCCGGCUCUCGGACAACAAGACCUUCAUCCUCUGUUGUCACCAUAACAACACGGUCUUCAAAUACUGCUGCAACGAGACGGAGUUCCAGGCGGUGAUGCAGGCAAACCUCACGGCCAGCUCCGAGGGUUACAUGCACAACAAUUACACCGCCUUGUUGGGAGUGUGGAUCUAUGGCUUUUUCGUGUUGAUGCUACUGGUUCUGGACCUUUUGUAUUACUCGGCAAUGAACUACGACAUCUGCAAGGUCUACCUGGCACGGUGGGGCAUCCAGGGACGAUGGAUGAAACAGGACCCCCGGCGGUGGGGGAACCCUGCUCGGGCCCCUCGGCCAGGGCAGCGGGCCCCACAGCCGCAGCCUCCCCCAGGCCCACUGCCGCAAGCCCCCCAGGCCGUGCACACGCUGCGGGGAGAUGCUCACAGCCCACCGCUGAUGACCUUCCAGAGUUCGUCUGCCUGAAAACCCUUUUGCUGUGCCUCAGGAUGGGGGAGAUGAGAUCUGAAGCACCCAGUGCAGCCUCUGAGAAGAACAACUUCUACAGAGAUGCCAGGGACAGCCGAGGUAGCGACGGUGGCAGAGGAAGAAAUGCUGCCUGUGCCCAAAACCCUCUUCCGUGGACUUCUAAGAUUAGGAGCAAACUCAGGGGUAGGGGCUGGGGGUGCCGGGGAAGGGAUUCUGAGCCACCUGUCCGCAAGCAAUAGUCCCAUUUUGGGCUGGUGGCUUCUGAGAGGUGACUCAUUGUGGACUCAGGAUGACCAAGACAAAGCAACUCUGGCUGAUUCCAGCCAGGAGGAUUGAGGUCUGUGAGUUAUACCCAUGGUUGAAAACCGAAGCUUCCCUUGCCCCUGCUCCCUCCAAAUAGCGGCCCCUUGGGGCUAUUUGUGUCAGAAUAUUGGAUGUGCGCGUGUGUGUGUGCGCGUGUGUGAUUUGGGGUGUUCUUUUUGUUUGCUUGGUUGGUUUUUAUUGGGGCUUCCCCCUCAAGUUCUCUGAUGGGCAUGGGUCACCCUCUAGCUGGGGGGUUCUGAUCAGUGUCAAUGUCCAGGCCGCAAGCUUCUUGCUAAAGCACAGGGUACAGCCCCUCUGUGUCUCGGGGGGGCACUGGGGAUUUGAAAAUGCCAGUAGGGUUGGUUCUUACAGAAUUCAUUCCUGUAACAAUAGUAAUACUAAGGGACGCAUCUCAGGCUGACCACAGGUCAGGUACCAAGUUGAGUGUUUUCAUGCACUCUCUCUCUUACCACCUGGGAGGCAGAAAAAGCUCACAGUGGAGAAGGGGUGCCCAGGGCCAUGUGGCCAGGAGGAGACCAACCCCUCGUUUGAUCUCAGGGGUGCAGGAACCCAAAGUCCAGGCUCCAACUCCCUGGACAUGACGUGCUCCCCAGCCAGGGCACACCCUGCACAAUGCCAGGAGCAUCUCCUUGAUGCCUCCACAGGCCAUCUCCCUGAGUUCUCCGCCAUCACCACCUGGAGCGCUGAUCCACUCAGCACAUUCGGGCUAAGCACCUGCUGCCUGCCAGGCCCCGUGCUGGGCACUGAUGGGGACGAAAGAUGAGUCAGACCUUAUCUCUGCCCCUGGGGAGCCUCCCAUCUGGUGGGAGACACAGACACAGGGAUCUUUGCUGGACAGGGUAACGAGGCUACAGAAACCCAAAGAGGAGGGUUCUAGAAAUCCAUCUACUUUCAAGUGGGACUUCCAUGUAAACCUAGAUGCCCAUAACAUCCACCCACAGAGCUUAUCACCUCCACUCCUGCCCCAUUGCACCUAUGAGAUGGCAUCACCUAAAUGAUCACAAACAUCUCCAAAGGCCACGCUGCCAGUGUAGAUACACACAUUCCAUGGGCGUUAGUGAUACCAGACCUCCCUCAGCUCUUAGCUCGGGAGGCCCUGCUUAAUAAACAUGUGUGUCCUCUGAUCCAGUUUCCUCAUUUCAUCAGACCUGGUGUUCUCACACUGACCACCCAUCCAUUCACCAGACACGACAGUGAACAAGGCAGGUCCCUGCUCACUGUGCUGGCUUUCUAGCUGGGGCAAGACAGUGAAGAAGGAAGGUGGCAAGGGCAGUGAGUGCUCUGCUGGGAACUCAGUUCGAGGGACAUGUGAGCGAGACACUUGUGGACCUGGGGUGGUCUGGAAAAGCCUUCUUGAGCAGAUGAUUGAAGCCCGGAUUUGAAUGACACACAGGAGCCAGUAAUGGGCAUUAAAGAUAGCAAAAGAGCAUUUCAGACAGAAGGAAUGGCUAGUUCAAAGGCCCUGAAGCAGCCAUAGUCUUGGUGGUUUCAAGGAAGCAUAAAAAAGCCAGGUGGCUGGGACCCAGAGGAGAUGAGGGCGGGCGAGCAUGCCCAGCUCUGGGCUCCACUGUGAGUCAAGCUGUGCAAACAAUGCCCUGCCUUUGGAAAAGCAGAACAAAGCUGCUAGGGCAUAAAGCAUCCCCAUUCUGCCUGGCUCUCCAUCCUCUCAACAGCCCCGUGAAGAAGGGGCUCUCUCCAUUUUAUGGAUGAGAAGACAGACUCAGCCGGGUCAAGUGGCUUGCCCAGGGUCACACAGGUCGGCUGUGGAAGACCCAGGCCCCUGGCUUCAGUCUUUGGGUUCACCUGUCCCCUCCAGGCAGUGCUGGCAGCGGUAUGCCAGGCCUACAGCUUGGCAGAGGCAAAGUGCGAGAACCUCUGCUUGGGGUCUCAAUUGGAGAAAGGCAUGGCUUCCUCUCCCCUGAUGUGAGCCAUCCCAGGGCCAUGGUGCCAUAAGGGGGUGCACAGCCUGUCCCAUGUGCAGUGCCUCGGAAGGCAGAGGAAGCUUUGGGGUGAGGGGCCCAAGACCCAGAUUCUGACAUCAGCUCUGCCACUGAGAACAAACAGCGUGACCUCAGGCAAGGUCUGUUACCUCAGUUUCCCCAUCGGUAAGAGGAAGGAGUCAGAUGGGUAUUUAAGGGGUUUGCAGCCCUCGUGUCCUGCUGUCCUGGAUGAUGCUCUACAGGUGCUUCCUCCGCCAAAAAGGAACUGGUGACCUUGCCUCCCUCUCCUGCACACCUGGGGUCAGAGGUCACUGCCAAAUAGACAACAGCUAGAGCUGGGGUUCACCUAAGCAUCCCUUGAGAUUUACAACCUUCUAGGAGGACGUUCCUCCUGAAAAAGGUCUUUUCAGGAAUAACUGAAAAACCCAUGGGGUUUGCGGUCCUACUGCUCUGCCAAGUCCCUCUUGGGCAGCUGGGCUGAGGACUGGAACAUUCUGUGGCAAGCAGGAGGUCUCAGCAGAGAUCACCAAGACCCAGCACACCUGGUAUAGAUAGCCUGCGGCAAAGGCAGGUACAGACAGCCACAGCACCCUCCUUCCCACAGGUCACCCCCACGAGUCACUUAACCUCUCAGAGCCUCUGCUUCUUACCUGUCAAGUGUGUGAGGUGGGGUGCCAGGGGGUCACGGUACUUGCUGUCUCACGGAGGAGGUGAGAACGGUGUGCACGCGGGUAUGAACACUCGGUGUAGAAAGCAGGUGUGGGUAUUCAAUCCCCCAGGGGUGUCAAGGGCUCCUCAAAACGCCAUGGGUCCCCAGGUCAUUGUGAGAAACACUGUCCCCAUCCUGCUGUGGUUGUGGCGGGCAGGUCCUUCAAUGAGUAGAGUGUCCCUGAGAACAAGAUGGAUGCAGGGUAGUGACAAGUUCAAGCAUAGAUUUCUAGAGUUAUCGUUUUGUAGCAACUCCUCAACCUGAUUUUUUAAGCUGCCUACUUUUACUUUUUACUGUGAGCUUCUGUCCGUAACCAUGUAAUUUGUAAUAAUAAUACAUAAAGAAAAACACGAGAGAAAGGAGGACAAGAAGUCCACAGAGGAAUCUGCAUUCGAGGCUGCUUUGCAGAACUACCGCAUUUGUAAGGACUGUUUCCCACUGGGAACUGUGUGAUUCAUGAGCAGUUUUAUGCUUUCCCCCUCGUCUGUGUACGGUGUGAUUGUUGUGUGUUUCAGAAUCUCUAUUCAGAACCAAUAGCUGGUAGUGCCUGCUGGCUCGCUGCCCUCACGUUAGCCUCUGAACAUGCCCUGCACCUAGAGAAGCAGCCUGCUCACCUGCCUCGCCUGGCCCCUCCAGCUGCCAGGCCAGCACCUGACCAUGACCAUUGCUGAUGUGCAACGGGCCUUAAUUGAAAACACACACACACAAGUACACAAUGCACACACACAUACAUGCACAUGAAUACAUGUGUGCACAACCAGCUGUGCAUGCACACACAUGCAUGGACACGUGCACAUGCACACACACAGGUGAUUUCACAGGUAGAUCUGGUCCCUCUUGCUGUCUCCAAUGUUCUAGAAAGCAGCAAGUAGGCAGCUGACAGUGUUCCCAGGGUGGGUGGCAUCUCCCCUCAUCAUCAGAAAGAUUCAGUCAAAUUUGGCCCAGAGCUGAAGAGAAGGACUUGGGACUGUCAGAGAAAACACAACCAGGAAUGGGGGUUAACAGGAUUCUUUGGCCAGGAGAUGGUUCCCAGUUCACCGUCAACCCAAAAGCUCUCUUCAGGUCAUGUCAAACAGACCAGGGCUGUGGGUGUGGCUGAGCCUGGCACUGACUCGCCCACAGGCCACUGUCCAGGUGAGGUCAGGAUUUCAGCCUGGUGUGGCCACACCCUUUACAUCCCUCCAGCCGCUGUCCCCACCCAGGCCCCUCCGAUGGCUUGGCUGCCUUCACAAUCACCAUGUCUAUUAGAGACUGUGCCAUUAUUUUAAUUUUUCAACUUGGCUGAACUGGUCCCCAUCAACAGGAAGAGCCUUCAGAAGUGAAUUUACAGAUUUCCCACAUGUUUGAAAUUAACAUAACAGGAAGUCAGGAGGCAGAGCUUGCAGAGAGUUGAGAUCACACCAGUCCACUCCAGCCUGGGCAUGAGUGAGACUGUCUAGGUAGGUAGGUAGGUAGGUAGGUAAGAAGGAAGGAAGGAAUAACAGACCUGGAUGGAGUUAUUGCGAACAUGUCUUAUCAAUGUUGAAGGGCCACCCAUCCCUAUAGGGACACAUCUACGUGGGUGGUUUUGUCUGCUGUGAAAAUCUAGGGUUAGAAUCAUGGAAGCAAACUGCAGGGAUUCUUAAUCAUCCUGCUCACGUGGUGGGCAUCAGAGGGUGUCUGCCUGGCCCCCAUAGCAUCAGGACAGUCGGACAGGCCAUGAGUGGAUGGCACUCUGAUCACCGCCCUUUGCAGUCCAGGAAUAUAUCACUGGGCUGGGGCCAUGCCCUGUGCCCUCCGGAAGACAAGCCUGUACACUUUCUAUGUGCCAGAUGCCAUGCACAGUGCCCUAGUUCCUGUAGCACCAACACAUCCCACACUGGUGCUUAAGUGCAUGCAAACAACUUUGGGGGUUGUGGCCCGAAAAGCUCAAAUGUUAAAGUUAAGCAGUCAGGCAAGCUAGAAGAGGUCAGGACCCUCCUAGAAAACCCAUUCGAUGACACGCAUUUCCCUCACCUAUUCAGCAGAUACUUGCCGAGCGCCUGCCGCUUGCCUGGCCCCAGACCCAGGGCCCAUCUGGGAGCCAUUCCUGCUAUAGCUGGGACCACCUGUGAAAUGACUGGUUGUGCCUAACAGACAUGCUUAGAUUCACAAAAUGAAAUCAGAACACUUACCUGUCCUACUCAUGAAAGUGACCUUGGAGGUAUCAUUGCCCCCACCCCCCCAGUUUCUAGUCCAAGCUCCUGGCCAACAGCUGGUGCUAGAUAGAUGCUUGAUGAAUGAGCAGGUUUGACUAUUAGUUACUCUGUACCUAAAACGCCUAUCUUCACCUCAAAGCCCUGACAGAUUUGCCCUUGACAGACUGAAAUCCAGGGCUGCUGCAGGGUUCACCUCCAGGAGGCACCAUUCAUGAUACCAUCCCAUAAAUGGUAAUGGGCUCCCAGGGAUGCUGUUUAUAUAGACUCCACUGAGAAUGGUGACCCUUGGGUUUGUACAAUGAGGCACCCUGUUGAAUGACCCUAAACCAGCCUCCAAAAUGUGCAGGAUCCCACAUUGGUCAGCGCCAACCCUGAGCACAAGAUCAAAAACCGUAGAUGACGUGGCCACCCUGGCCACAACUGGAACCAAGCUGGUGGCCCGAGAGAGAGCCUCUUUUUGGAAUUGCACGUCAGUUUCUCAUACCCAGUUUCUUCCUAUUUUUCCCCAUUUCCCGUUUUAAAGCUAGUGGCAUACAUCACAGUCAAAUAACCAAGUGGUCAGUGUCUGGACGAUGUGCAGUAAUGAGGUGGGGGCUGCAAAGGUGAGGGGCUCAGUCACCUUAACAAGGCAGGAAACCUCCCACAAAAGGCGGAUGUGUCCUCCCCAGGGCCAGCCGGACAAGGGCACGCAGCGGCAGGGGUGGGGGAUAGAAAUAUUUUCUCUCCUGUAAACUGACUUCAUGUGAGCAGGCAUGGGGUCUCUCUGAGAGCUGAUAACUGGGAAAACCAAAAACCAAUAAUAUUCCUAAUAAUAAUACUAGAAUGUAACAAUAAUAAUGUGUUUUUCACUGACCGCUGUUGCUCUGCUUUUGUCUUUAUAUACAGUAGUUUUUAUAACAAUGUCCCUAGGUUUUAAUAAAGGAGUGUCAUGUCAACUGUUCCCUA